CGUGACGGCUCUCAGGCUUCUCUCUACAUACAAUCAAAAAUUUAUAUUAGUCGAUAAUAACAGUACUCUUCAAUUACCUCGCAGCUUUUUACAACCUCUUUGAUAAUCACGAAAAUGUCUAAAGUUUUACCAGUGGAUAAAUCAAUGUAGUUUGUUUAAUAUUUAUGUAAUAUGAAUUCAAAUAUUUUUAUCGCCAAUUCUUAUUAAUUUCGAUAAAAAUUUGGAUGUAACUUAGAACACUUACAGAACUUUACUUUGUAAAUUUUAAAUCUUCGAUACAAUACUCGAUGUAUAUACAGGAAGAUGAAUCAUUUAUUUAACAACAUUGCUUAUAAAUCAUUAUAAAUAUAUAUUGCAAAAUACAAUGCUAGAGAAGGUGGAGUAUUUUAUGCUAUAGUUUAGAAGUAAAGUUGAAGGCAUCUAUUCAUUCUUCAUCCAAGAAGUCAAAAGAAAAUAAAAAGUGAAAUAUAUGGAAUAUAACAAUUUUAUAUAAAAAUCAAGACAAGUGAAAUAUUAUGAUCUUGAUUUUAUAUAAUUCAUGAUUUUACAUUAUGUACGUAACAUCUUCAGAUUUAAAAAAUGGAAGAUAUUAUUGUUGAUUGGUAUUUAUAUUCUUGCUUCAAAGUUAAAUGUUAUCUUACCAAGUUUAUAUCCUUCCAUAACACAACUGACAGAGUUGCACAAGUGUCCAGCGUGUUAUGGGAUUUCUGCGUGCCAUGACAUUCAUAAAAUAAAUCUUUUGUGGAACGAUGUUAACGCGAUAAUUUCUCAUUUGUUUGGCGUUAAAAACGUAUUCUUUGGAAUACAUGGACAAAACAAAGUGGUACUAAAAAAGCUGGCACAUUUUUCCGAGCUAAGAGCAUUUGAUAUUGUAUUAUGCAAAGAACUAUAUCUGGAAUAUCCUUGCUCAAACAUUCCGAUAGAUAGAUACACUGCAGAUUUUUAUGAUCUUAUCAAGAAGACAAUUACAUCUGACUUUUCUGAGGAUGACAUGCGUCGCUUGAGGCUUUGUCCAACAAUAGAACACUUGGAUGAUCUAUUUUAUAAUGUUCAUCUUAACAAUAAAUAUAUCAAUCCUAAGCACUAUUUAAUUAAUUUGUGGACAUUAAUAUCUAUAAAUCCAGAACCAUUAAUUCUUCAGAUAUUAUCAGCUGAAAAUGAUUGGCCUGUGCCAAAAUAUUUUGGAGCUUGCGGUCGAAUUGUUAUUGAAGAAUACAUCGGAUUACCACUUUUAGAUCAUUAUGACAAACCUUGGAUUCAAAGAGUAAAAGUAGCUUCAAGCCUUUUAAACGCUGCUUAUAUAUUCACUUUCAAGAAUGAAAGAUUUGCUUUUUAUUUAACUGAUGUAUCAGCUGAUAAUAUUGCUGUUGAUCAUGAAAACGUAGCAAAAUUUAUCGAUUUAGAGAAUAUAAUUGUUGUUGAUAAAAACGUUUCUCAAGAAGAGAGACCAAAAGAAUGGCAAAAAAUACAUAUGAACACAAUGCAUUUUGAUUAUCCUAAUUAUUUCAUAUUUUCUGCCGAAGAUAUUUGUAAUCAUCAUCUUAGUGAUCAUAAUUAUUAUGCAAUUUGUCAGCUUCUAUUAAGUUCAGGAAAUGAAAAUCCAUUUCCUGGUGGAUUUCUUCAUGAUAUACCAAUCAAUAUUCAACAGCUAUAUCCAGAUAUUGAGUAUCUACUACAACAAUGUGCCAUUCCUGAUUCUACUAGUUCCAGGAUAUUUUUUGGUCAGCAAUUUAAAGCAUUAUUGGAUGUGAUUUUAGAAGAGUUUUCUUAACUUGAAUAUAAUUUAAAGUAAUUUAAAUUUGAUAAUUCUUAACAUUAUU
Pogonomyrmex barbatus (red harvester ant) is the source of this 1820-nucleotide messenger RNA. Its product is annotated as divergent protein kinase domain 2A. Lineage: Eukaryota; Metazoa; Arthropoda; Insecta; Hymenoptera; Formicidae. The record is from RefSeq and is a predicted model, not a curated record.